UAAGGGUCCAACCUUCCAACUGAUAUAAAAGAGAAAAAGCGAAGAAAGAGAGAGAAAGUGAGUAAAGGGUAGUUGAGGUACUUUGAAAGGAAGAAGGGGUGGAAACUGGAAGGAGUUGGGUUUUUCAGUUGGUGAUGGUGGUGAUUCAAUUCCACCAUGCGAAUAACAAGAGAUUCACUCAAUUAACCUUAUCUAUCUCACAUGCUCCUACUGAUUCUUCCUUCGUUCAACCUAUCACCUUUUCCGGCGGCGGUGGCUGCAGCGACAACGGUAACGGCAACGGCAGCGCAAGAGUUUCAGUUACCUCACAUGUCGGGCUAGCUUCUUUCUGUGACGGCCACGGCUUGCACCGCCGUGGCCGCCACCAUUUUCUUCCCUAGCUGAAGAUACCAAUCAUUUACUCAAAUCAAUCAAUCAAUCAAAGAGUUUAGACUUCAAGUUGAUCAGUAUUCGAAGUUAAAUCCGUCAAAUCAGAGGCGAAAUUAUACAAAUAGGAGUUAAAUUAGCAGUAACUAAGAUAUGAUGACAGAACAAAAACACUUGUUAAGAUCUCUCCGGCGAAGUCGCACUUCAACGCCGUCGUCAUCGUCGUCGUCUUCGCCGUCCCCUUCAUCUUCGUCUUCUUCGUGGAUUCACUUGAGAUCGGUGCUUUUUGUAGUUACGAAUUCAUCUUCUUCCCCAGUUUCCAGUGAUCGUAUAAGUCUUAAAUCUCCUUGGUCUAGGCGGAGAAGGAAACGCGCCCUUUUAUCCAAGCAAUGGAAAUGUCUAUUUGAAGCCGAUGGUAGACUGUCCUGUGGUGGAGUAAAGCUUUUGAAGAAAGUGAGAAGCGGAGGAGUUGAUCCCAAUAUCAGAGCAGAGGUUUGGCCAUUUCUUCUUGGAGUUUAUAACCUGAACAGCACAAAGGAGGAAAGAGACUCUGCUAGGAAAAAGAAAAGGAAAGAAUAUGAAAACUUGCGCAAGCAAUGUCGCCAAAUACUAAGACGCAGUGUUGCAAGCUUCAAGGGGAACGAGACUGCUGAAAAUAGCAAUGGUGGUAGUGGUGGGUUUUUCAGUCAAGUUUCGAACACCCCUGAAUCAGAUAACAUAAGCAGUGCAAGAACUUCAAAUGACGGGGAUAACCCAUCAGACUCUGAUGGACCUAUCUGGGACCCCGAGAUUUUACCUUCUGUCAAUUCUUUUGAUGAAGGCAUAAAGAUUGAGUUGACUUGCAUAGAAGGUUCCGGUGCCAGUUCGGAAUCUUCUGAUUCCGAGUCAUCCGAAGGUGACAAUGUACCUUUUCUUAGCGCUGAAGAGUACGAAGGAAAUGUUCUGAAUGAGAACAACACAAUUUCUUCUCCUUCAAAAGCUGAGGGCGGACUGAACUUAUAUUCAUCCGAGGAUUUCGCCACGUGGCAGAGGAUUAUCCGCGUCGAUGCUCUUCGUGCAAAUCCCGAAUGGAUAAUAUACAGCCCUACCCAGGCUGCAGUCUCCGAAGCCAAGGCUAGGCAGCAAGCAGAGAAAGUCGGGUUGAAGGAAUUUGAUCACUUAGAACCAUGCAUGAUAUACCACGCUACUCGUCUCGUAUCUAUCCUUGAAGCUUACGCACUUUACGACCCCGAAACCGGCUACUGCCAAGGUAUGAGCGAUCUUCUCUCUCCAAUCAUAUCGGUCAUAGAGGAAGACCACGAAGCAUUCUGGUGCUUUGUUGGGUUCAUGAAAAAAGCAAGGCACAACUUCCGGCUCGAUGAAAUUGGGAUUAGAAGACAACUGGGUCUUAUCUCAAAGAUCAUAAAGUGCAAAGACUCCCAUCUUUAUAGACAUUUAGAGAAGCUUCAAGCAGAAGAUUGCUUCUUCUUGUACAGAAUGGUAGUGGUCCUUUUUCGAAGGGAGUUAACUUUCGAGCAAACACUUUGUUUAUGGGAAGUUAUGUGGGCUGAUCAGACCGCGAUUAGGGCCGGGAUUAGCAAGUCAGCGUGGGGGAAAAUGCGGCUCAGAGCUCCUCCGAGUGACGACCUUCUUCUCUACGCUGUUGCAGCAUGCGUGUUGCAGAGAAGAAAGCUCAUACUAGAGAAAUACAACAGCAUGGAUGAAAUAAUAAGAGAAUGUAAUAACAUGGCUGGGAAUUUGGAUGUAUGGAAGCUUUUGGAUGAUGCUCAUGACUUGGUGGUUACUUUGCAUGACAAAAUUUAACAACACCAACACCCUAAUUUUGGAGUUGGGGACACUGUUUUUCUUUUUUUUUUCCCUUUUUUUUUUUUACAUGAUUUGUUUGUUGUAUUUUGGUUAAGGGAUCUCCUCUUAACCAAUAUGGGAUUAUGUAUGUAUCCAUUAGAUGAUGCUUUGAAAAGAAAAGCACUUCAUAAUUGAUACACCACUGUUGUAUGGUCCUUAACUAUGGAAUGUGUCUGUGUACUACUGCCCGCGCUCAUAACUAAAUUGAAGCGAUGGAGGCGGAAUUCCAAGAUCAGUGAAACUGGUAAGAUUUGUAGUCUUUGUUCAUCA
Spinacia oleracea (spinach) is the source of this 2481-nucleotide messenger RNA. Its product is annotated as rab GTPase-activating protein 22. Lineage: Eukaryota; Viridiplantae; Streptophyta; Magnoliopsida; Caryophyllales; Amaranthaceae. Gene Ontology annotation, biological process: activation of GTPase activity. The coding region runs from base 520 to 2169 and encodes 549 amino acids. Gene Ontology annotation, molecular function: GTPase activator activity. The transcript is spliced from 5 exons. The record is from RefSeq and is a predicted model, not a curated record.